CUUCGGCGCUCAGUCGCUUUUUACUUGGUUUGAAUGGAGUCAUAACUAAGAGAAAAGAACUCAAAGGCAAUUUUAACAGCACAGUUUCUUCUGAUCUUUGUUUGGAAUAGGUUCUAAGGUGUCAAGCUUAGAGACAGCACUACGAAAGUUUUUCGUGAUUGUUUAAAAAGGCUUUUUGAUCUCAUUAAAAAUGCCCUCCGCUGUAAUUAAGCACGAUCUGGACCUUGAGCCCGAAUUGCCAGAAGAAUUUAAAUACAUCGCUGAAGGACAGGGUGAAUGUGAAAAUAAAAAGCUUCAGUUAAUUGAUGAUUUUCGAAAUUUUAUACUGGAACAUGACGGUUGUACGCCACAUCGAACAGAUGACGAAUAUUUGCAAAAAUUUCUUCGUGCCCGCUUUUGGAACAUAAAGGACAGUUAUGAUUUGAUGGUUAAUUACUACAAAUUUCGAAACCAGAAUAAAAGUUACUACGAAAAAGUUCGACCACUGGAACUAAAGAUUUUGGGUGAUGAGGAUAUUAUAUCAGUAACGCCAUACAGAGAUCAAAAUGGACAUCGUAUUUUAAUUUAUCGUUUUGGGGCUUGGAAACCAGCAAAAAUCAGCGUUGAUGAUAUAUUUCGAGCCACUAUCAUCCUACUUGAAUUGGGCUCUUUGGAACCGAUUGCCCAAGUGAUGGGUGGAGUAGGCAUAUUCGACUUAAAGGGCCUAACUUUAAAUCAUAUUUUUCACUUAAAUCCAAAUGUAGCACAGAAAAUGAUUGCUUUACUAGUGACUUCGAUGCCCGUGAGAACUGCGGCAUUACAUAUUGUAAAUCAAAAUUGGGCCUUUAAUGCCGCCUACAACAUUUUUAAGCCGUUUUUAAAUGCCGCAAUGAAAGAACGAUUGUUUAUUCACGGCUCAGACAUGACGUCUCUUCAUAAACACAUAAGUCCAGAUCGCUUGCCGAAAAGGUAUGGCGGUGUACAAGACGAUUAUCCUUAUCAGCUAUGGAUAGAUAGUUUGAUUGGAAACGAGAAAAUACACAAGGAGCUGGGACAGUUGGGAUAUAUAUUUUGAAAUUACGAAGAAUAAACUUAAAUAACUCAAUAUAUCAAUUGUAUUCUAUGGAGUAAUCACCAUCCAGGGUAUUAUAUAUAGUCUAUAUUUGUAUAUUCCAGCUUAUUUUUAAAUUAUAUUUCACAGCCAUAAAACAUGUUAGAAUUAUAAUACUAAGGAUAAUGUCAGCUCUAAGUAAUAUAUAUAAAUUAGUGUCGAAAACUUCCACUAAAA
Ceratitis capitata (Mediterranean fruit fly) is the source of this 1267-nucleotide messenger RNA. RefSeq names its product alpha-tocopherol transfer protein. The coding region runs from base 191 to 1054 and encodes 287 amino acids. NCBI's taxonomy places the organism in Eukaryota, Metazoa, Arthropoda, Insecta, Diptera, Tephritidae. Gene Ontology annotation, cellular component: membrane. Gene Ontology annotation, molecular function: phosphatidylinositol bisphosphate binding. The record is from RefSeq and is a predicted model, not a curated record. The transcript is spliced from 6 exons.